This is a messenger RNA of Pecten maximus, 7646 nucleotides long. Its product is annotated as nephrocystin-3-like. The record is from RefSeq and is a predicted model, not a curated record. Gene Ontology annotation, molecular function: protein binding. Lineage: Eukaryota; Metazoa; Mollusca; Bivalvia; Pectinida; Pectinidae. Gene Ontology annotation, cellular component: Cul4-RING E3 ubiquitin ligase complex.
UCUUUUGCGUCGGAAGUUAGAAAAAGUUAACGUCAACAUGCGAAGGUCGGAAAUGAAUGUUUUGCUAAUUUGAGCGGAGACAUGCUAAUGGAUGGCGUGAAAACGGGACUUACAGGUGACAGCAUAGAUGUCAGUCUAAGAUAAGUAUGGCCACUGGAGGAGCAGCCAAACCACGUAAGAACAGCAACAGUGGGCAGAAGUCUACCGUGAAGAUCUUCAUCACAUCAUUCUCAGACGAGUUUCACUCGGAGAGAGAUGUGAUUAGGAAGCAGGUCCUGCCAGAACUGAGGUCAUGGUGUGAAUCCAAACAGCUCACAUUGGUGGAACACUUUGUCAAGUGGGGCUCAAGACACCCAGAACGGCGAGAUGUUAGCGACCAGGAGAAGAUACAGACAAGCAUAGAAUCCUGUUACUUCCAUAAUGUGAUGCCCCUGUUUCUUAACAUAACCAGUGAAGCUCUGGGCUGGGUACCAAUGUGGGGAGAACACUCCGAUGACCACAUUGAGGACUUUAUUGCUUCAUAUGGUUUACUGGUUGAGGAUCUGGAGGUUAUGUAUGGCGCCUACCGUGAGGACAACCAUAACUCUUUAUUUCUUAUGCGACAAGAUGAAUUCCUAGAUAAGGUCCCUGCCACUGAAAUUAAGUAUUUUGUGAGAGACACUGCUGCCUCACAAAAAAUCAAGUCAUCUGGAGAUAAAAUCUCUCAAAAGUUUCCUUCCAGUAGAGUUUCCAAGUAUAAAGUGCAAUAUACGGGAUUGGACCAGAGGAAGAGGCCACGGGUACAGUUCGAGGACAGCUUCACACAAACGGUGACAGAGUUUUGUAAACAGAAGAUAGCGUAUGACUUCCUUGGAGAACAGCCCCAGUCUUCUACGAGGGAAGACUCUAAUACCAAAUUAGAACAUCAAUUCUUUAUGAAAAAUAAAGGCGAAUUUGUGCUCGGUAGAUCUGAUGUCAUCCAAAAAAUUGAGGACUAUAUAUUCCGAGAUGAGAAGGAUGUGCCGCUGUUAAUCCUUGGAGGACAAGGGUAUGGCAAGUCGUCCAUCUUAUGCAAGGCUGCAACUGUGAUAGAGAAGAAAGUACAGGAAGAACAGAUACAGAGUACAUCCGGACAGAAGUGGCAUGUGUUCUUCCAUUUUGUUGGUGCAGCACCGGGUUCCACAUGUCUAGAAGCCAUGUUAAAACGUCUGCUCAGGGAAAUGGAAGUCAUCAAUGAUUCUAACAUCCCGCGAGGGAUUGAAUCAACUGCUCAGAUGUGUUGCAGUAUGCUCUCUAACCCGAACACACGGCCGGUGAUCAUCUUCAUUGAUGCCCUCAAUCAGUUUGCUGAAGAGCAGGCUGCCUUGGUGAUGAGUUGGUUGCCAAGGAAAUUAGCUCCUCGAGUGCGCUGUGUGUUUUCCACUAUAGAGAAUACACCCCAACACAAGACGUUGAUUGCUAGGGAAACCAAACCUAUUUUAUUGGAGAUAAGUCCCCUGGACAUGGAGUCUCGCCAGAAAAUAGUGACAGAACUAUUGAAGAAGUACAAUCGGUGUCUGAGUACAAGUCAGUUGGGUCGUCUUAUGGCCAAACAGACAUCGGAGAACCCUCUCUGGCUCACCGUCGCGUGUGAGGAAAUCCGCCUAUUGGACGACCUCUGUGAUGUGGACAGGAAAAUUGCAGAGUUACCAGAAAGUCUUCUUAGCCUCCUUGAGUACCUGUUAACACGACUGGAGACAGAAGCGGGUGGUAAUCUGGUUGUAGCCACCCUCUGUCUGCUGGAAGCCUCCUCAGCGGGACUGUUGGAGAGUGAGCUGCGACAGAUACUUGGCCAGGAGGCCACUCUCAUGCCACCAAGUCCUUUUGACGAAAAAGAGGAGAAAGAAUCAUCUGAAAAAGAAAGUGCCAAAAGUGUGGGACCUCUCCCUGACAAGAAGUGGACAAAAGUGUUCUCUACUCUUCAGCCAUUCCUUCGGCCAUACGGGGACAAUCGUGAAGGGCGGCUCGACUUCUAUCACCGUGCCCUCAGUAAAGCUGUCAUAAAAAGAUACUUACAGAAGAGUGAUGAGGAGAAAGCCAAUGGUCAAGAGAAGUCCGACUCAUAUUACUGGUGGCACAAAAAAUUAGCUGACCACUUCCAGCACAUGGACAAUGUUGAUCGAUAUGUUGAGGAGUAUCCAUGCCAACUGGUCUGUCUGGAUGACAGUUACCGCCUGGCCCAGUGUCUCUGUGACUGGAGGAUAUUUGAUCAGCUGUACCAUGAGGAAUUCAGCUCCAGACUGCUGGCCUACUGGCGUAAGGUUGGUUCAGCUUCUGAGAUGAUCACUUACUAUGAGAAAGCAUUGACACGAUUCGAGGAAGAUGACACGGUCAAUGAGGAGAAUGUUUCUAUACGAUACGAGAAAGUUUGUAGGGUUGUGAUACAGGCUGGUAAAUACUUGGAAGCAUUAGAACUACUACGGACGGCCAUGAAGAUAGAAGAGAAGGAGCUUGGGGCUCGUCCCCAUCGUAUGGUGGAACUCUACGCUCUAAUGGCAGAGAUAUAUGACGAGAAACUCAAGUUAAAUGACUUUGUGUCACCUAGUCAACUGCCAGAUCUCAGGAAAACCAUCCACUAUGGGAGGAAGUCAAUAGCCUUGAGGAAAAAACUUCCUGGCACAUAUCACAAGUUCAAGCUAGGUAUGAGCCUGAUGAAGUUAGCCUUUAACAUGGAGAGCUGGGAGGCCUGUGGGGGCGGCCCCGAACUCACGGGGGAGGCAGCUUUGGCCGAGGGAAACAAAUAUAUUGAUAAGGCACUCAAGAUAUUUGAGGAGUUAAAUGACAUGGGACACUAUGCAGAGGCCCUGAUGACAAAGGGAGUCCUGGCCCGCCGUGGCAGUAUGGAACAGUUAAAACUGUAUAACGAGGCCAUGGACCUGUGUAUGCAGAUGUAUGGAGAGUAUCACAUUCUAACAUCUAGACUCUACAUCAAUAUAGGUAUUGUGUACGAAGAUAAUAAUGACUUCAAAAAAGCCUACGAGUAUUUCAAAAAAUGGGCACGUGUAAGUGAGGAAAUCCUAGGCCCAGAUCACCCGAAAACUCAAAGGGCAAAAGGUGUGUUACGAGAGAGUCGUUAUCAGAGGAUCGCACGAACUCUUGGUGAGAAUGACGAUGAUCAUGAUGAGGAUCGUGAUGAGGAUACAAAUGAGGAUGAAGAAGAAAUGGAAAAUCCAGAUGUUGAACAUUAUUAUGAUGACCAAAUAAGUCAAGGGGUGGGUCAACAGAUACAGUUGGACAAUAGUUUACUGGAGACAUUAAAUCCUGCAGAGAUAAAUACGGAGGAGGCGGAGAAUCAGCGUAACUUAGGCCAUGCCCAUCCAAACAAUGUCCUCACACCCAUCAACAACGCAGACACCAUUGAGCAGCUGAUGAAUGGAUAUUACGAGGGAAAUGAAGAUGAGGAUGAAAACGGCAGUGGUAGUAAUCAUGAAAACUCAGACAAUGAAAAUUUUUACGAUGAUAAUUUUGAGGACUAUGAGGAACAUUACAUUCUACAUUCAGACAGUGGUCCUGUUAUUGAGGAGUUCAAUGUGAAUCUAGAGGACGAGGACGACGAAGAGGAUGAGGAAAUCGUUCAGAUAACGGCUCGAGACUCUUAUAAUAAUGACCUUGAACAAGACAACCGAUAUGCAGGGGAUAGCCGUGAAGGAAGUGAUGACGAUUCGUGAAUUUUAUACUCAUAACUGUAUUAUCACAUAAUAAAGCUAUCUUACACCACAGGCACCAGUUGAGCAAAGAUCUGCCUCAGUCAUUUGUCUUCUUUGCUGUAUGGAUGUGGCCAGUGCUGUGUAGUGACUCCGGCCCCCAAUCUUGUGGCUUCCGAGCUUCAGUGUGAUUUCAUCUGUUACUGAAUAAACCUGAUCAUCUAUCUUCAAUACACAUUUCGUCAAGCAGAUCUCAGUUCAGUUUGUGCUGUAUUUCCAGUUUGUUCUGUUAUAUCCCCCAUUGUACCUAAUCCUCAUUGUCAAUUUAAUUUAUAAAAUCAUGCGCAGGCUUCUUUUUUACACCAAAGUUUAACAUUUAAGGCCUGCAUGGUGAUAGCCUUACAUCAAAAUAUAGAUGGCAUGGAAACAGGAGUCAUUUAAAAUUGAAAAAUAAUUUUUAUUGAAAUUUAUGAUUAAUCAGUGUUUCCCUUAAACAUUACCUUGUAUUGAUGUCACUACCUUAAACAUUACCUUGUAUUGAUGUCAGUAUUGAUGUCAGAUGAUAAAUCAUAAAGCCGGGAACAUUUUUGUGGAGAAAUAGGCUUGGCACAAUAGUUUGGCUUGUUAAUGUAAAAUAAGCCCUUAAGAAAACUGGAACUGUUGUAAUUUGUUAAGUAAAUUCAUUAUCAGUAACAAUUGUUUUCAAAUAUACCUCGCCUUAUUAAAAUUGUGGAGUAUGUCCAGAGAAGAACCUAUUUUCAGAAUGUACAUAAAAUAUCUUUUACAAAUUUUUACCUCCCUUUUGGUGAAAAAAUGUUCUCAAAUGAAGAAAUUCUGAAAAGAUACGUACAAAAUACAUUGAUUAUAUGGUAAAAGAAUGUUGUAAUUUUAGGAUUUUUAUCUUUCACUAACCCACAUACAAUACUGAUACAUUAUCAUCAUAAUGAUAAGUUAAUAAAAUUUGCAAAAUGAAGCUUCUUGAAAAAUCUGAAUUUUAGCGAAUUUUAAAAUAGAUUGUAAGAAGUGUCCAAAGCUUUUUGGUAGACAGUAUAUGUUGAUUAGGUUCAUUUGAUUAUUAAUUAAGUCAGUAUAUUAAUUAAGUCUGAUUAUUAAUUAACAAGAGAUCUGGAGUUACUAGUAUCAAUUUUACUUUUAGCUAUUCAGUACUUUGUGGAACAUAUCUGGAAAUUUACUUAUUGAUAUUCUGUUUACAGUUAUAUUUUGAUCAAAUAUUUUAGAAUGGUAUUAAAAUGAGUGAGAAAGGUAACGUUUUUUUAAAGAUACUGUAUCAUAAACGGAUAAAAACUAACCUCUAUAUAUAUCCACCAUCUGUUAACAAGGUUUAGUGUACUGUAAGUCUUUAGGAUUGAAAUGUACAUGGAGUCCUGUUGCAUAUAGCUGACAGUGGUGCUGUAUGGUAUCUUAUGCAGGAAGAUUUCAAAUUCUAUUUUUCAAAAUAAAACAAACAAAUUUUGAAAUGUUUGAUGUUCCUAUUAUAAAGUGGGAUUUUUCAAAUUUGUUUUAUCACAAAUGUAAAAAAACAAUAUCUAUUAAAUCAUUAUGAAUGUUUCUGGGUAUUUUUUAUAAAAAAUUAUUCUGUUUUUAAAAAUACCUUAUGAUCUAAUUGGCAUUGUAUUGAAAUAAACCUGUACACUAUUAUAAAGCCAGAGGUUGAUAUAGACAGCAACAUGGCAGCCCGAGGCUGUCCGCAGUCUGGAGGGGCCAUCUCAUCAGGCAGUCCGACUCCAAUCUGUGGUCCGACUCCAGUCUGGUGCACCAAUUCGAGGAUAUGAUCACAUGACAUGUAUUCGAGACAGAUCUGUAGACAAUAUGUGGUAUAUAUGUAUAACAUAUAUGUCAAACCUAGGAAGUUAUUUUCAUUUAUUUAUUUUUUUACUAAUUUUUCAUAUCAACUUUAUGAGAUAAUCUAAAUAUAAACAAUGUUUUUUUAGUGAUAGCAUGGUGUAUCUGACUUAAGUCAAUUAUAAUUUAUUUUUACAUCAGUUGUUAUGAUAUUUUAUAUGAACUUAUUAUUGUGCUGAUUAUAACUACCAAAUGUUAGAGCAUUGUACUGUGGGCUGGAGCAGGGCUCAGAACAUUAUAAACCGAUCCCGAAUAGCUUAACUUUUAGGGUAAUUCACCAAGUCUAAUUCUUGUUUUUGGUAUUGCUUGAAUAAGUAUUUCAUUUUCAUUUUUCCUAAAAAGAAUAUUGUUUUUACUGAUGUCAGAAUUAUACCUCCUGUGUAAGUUCUCAAUGAAUGUGUUAUAUUCCUGAAUUAUACAAAAAUACAUAUAUAGGCGACUAUUUUUUCUCCUUUAUUCAUAUGAAAGUUGUUUAAUAUAAUGCUAAAUAACCACUAAAGCUUUAAUAUUUUCACACGAGUACAAUAAAAUCUUUCAUGUUAACAAUGCUUUUCAUCUCUGAAAGAAGUUUGCAGGUUUUCUAGAAGUAAUUACAAAUAUACUGAAGUACAUACAAAUACAUGAUGAUGCUGGCAAUCAGAUACACAGUAUAUAACAAUUGCCUACCCUCUAUAGUGUUUUUUAAGUUCUUUAUUACCUUGAGUCAAACAACUGGAUGAGCCAAUACUGGGGAGGUGUUUCCUUAAAACAAUUCUAUUUUUAGAUAUUAUUGAGGAUUGAAAAAAAAAAAAAAAAAAUAAUAAUAAUAAAACAGAUAACUUCAAAAUGAAAUGAAAAGAGGAAAUUAUAGUUGGCUUCAUAACCUCUGUGAAAAAUACAUUAGUUUUUGUUUCAAACAUUUUAUAAAGCCACAAAAAUCUGAAUCAUAAAAAUUAUUUGUAGUAUCUCAGGUCAUCUUGAAAAGUCCGAGGCCAUUUGUUAUUUAUUAAUUUCAUGCUCCUUUCCAAAGUACAUUCUCCAUAAACAAAACCAUUCUUAUAACAUCUUCAUGUAAUGAACCAUUGGGUAUAUAGUACCGCACGAUUAAACCAACAUCACUUAUACUGUUAUUGGGAUUUCCCUGUUUUGUAUGAUCUGAUAUCUAUUCAUAACAACAUGGUUUACCUCUAAUAACAUGUCAAAGAAACAUGGAGGACAAGGUUUUAUUUUCAGUGAAUGAUUUUAUCAGAGUAAUGAAACACUGUGUACACCAAAGAAGGUGUUGUCUAUAUUGCCAUUUAAUAGGUCAAUCCAUCAGUGAUAGCUUUAUCAUUAUUGAUUGAUUGACUGACCGCCAUCUUGAAAAUCUUGUCAUUUCUCUUGAGUUGAAAAUGUUACUGAGACUGUAGCUUAACUUAAGAAUUAUAUUUUGUCUGAUCUGGAACUUAAGAGCUAUGAUAACUCUAAUAUGGCCUCAAUGGUGGCCAUCUUGAAAUUAUUUUUACUACUACUUCUCCAAAAGAGUUAUUUGAGACAGGACAGUCACUGCUCCAUGUGAUGAUCCACAGAUUGUCAUCAUACAGACCUGUGCUACAUUGAAGGUGUUCGCCUCAUUGACAAUCUUGCUGUCAACACAGGACUUUUAGUGAGAAGAGCAUGGUACAUAUUUGGUCCUACUUAAAAUAUCGGGCAAUGUGACAUUCACAUUAUACCCACCCAUAGUAGGUAUCUUACACUUUAGAUUCAUUGGUAAACCAGUAGAACCUCAGUUUCGUUAUAUAUUGAAAUACAUCCAAAAUACUGUGAUUAUCUGUAUUUGCAUUAUGAUGCACCAAACUGUCUUCUUUUGCAUAUUAGGAUGUCCUUGUUUGCAUAUGAGGAUUUCAGCAUUGCUUGAGAGUGUCCAUCUCCUUUGAUUACAGGUGAUAACCAUAGGUAUGCUAAUUGAUGGCAUGUUCGGGACAAUUAAGAACAGUGCUGGAAAGGAGAUGAUAGUAAUACACUGUCCUCAUUAGCAUAUUAGGACACACCUCCUAGUGCUGGUUAUAAUAUGAUUGGUUAGACUACUGGGGUGUUGUUGCUUUAUUUGGGUUUUCUCAAAACCCACAUAAUGUUGUUAAUAAAUCAUGGUAAUGAAACUUG